GAAAUAGUCUAUUGGAUAUGUGAUCGAAAAGGACUUUGAAGAAAACAACUUUGUAAAAUGUUUAAAAAGUAUAUUUAAUGUUAUUUGUGUAUAUGUGUAAUUCACAUGGAUUGAAGUAAAUAUAAUUAAUUUCUAAACAGUAAAACAAUGGAUUUACCCAUGUAGUGAGCGUAACAAUGUCUAUAUUAUGAUACGUGUAUAAAUAUAAAUCCAGCAUAAUGAUUUUAUCUAAAAAUUGGUCCUCAAUUACUUCGAAAAUUAUUUAUAUGAAACCAGGUUUUUGCAGUUUUCAGGGUCAUUACGUAAAUAUAAAUGGAGAUGUUAUUUAUAACCAAUGUCAAGUGCAUAGUCCUCAACGAAGAACAUUCAUUAACUUCCCAAAACCUAUCCGCACAAGAGAAUAUUGUGGUAGGCAAUUGGUUGGAUAUACAAUGGAACAAAUGUUUGAAGUGGUGUCUGAUGUAGAAAACUAUUACAAAUUUGUUCCAUGGUGUAAAAAGUCGGUAGUAUUUAAAAAAACACCAGAAUUUCUGAAAGCUGACCUUAUUGUUGGAUUCCCUCCAAUAAAUGAGAGCUAUACUUCAAAAGUAACACUCAUUAAGCCACAUGUUGUCAAAGCAGAGUGUUUGGAUGGUAAACUGUUUCAUCACAUGCUGACUCUCUGGAGAUUUAGUCCAGGUUUAAAGAGAGAGCAACAGUCAUGUGUAGUUGAUUUCCAAAUAACUUUUGAAUUUAGAUCAGCUUUUCACUCUCAGUUAUCAAAUUUAUUCUUUGAUCAAGUUGCACGCCAGAUGGAAGGGGCCUUCAUAAAGGAAGCCGCCAGACGGAAUGGACCAGCCACCAUGGCACCUAGAAAUAUGCUCCUAAAUAAUAAUAAUCAUGCCAUUAAAAGUUGA
Achroia grisella is the source of this 896-nucleotide messenger RNA. RefSeq names its product coenzyme Q-binding protein COQ10 homolog B, mitochondrial. Lineage: Eukaryota; Metazoa; Arthropoda; Insecta; Lepidoptera; Pyralidae. The transcript is spliced from 3 exons. The record is from RefSeq and is a predicted model, not a curated record. The coding region runs from base 219 to 896 and encodes 225 amino acids. Gene Ontology annotation, biological process: cellular respiration; ubiquinone biosynthetic process. Gene Ontology annotation, molecular function: ubiquinone binding. Gene Ontology annotation, cellular component: mitochondrion.